UUUGCUUUAUUUUUUUGUUAUCUACUUCUAUCAUCCAAUAUAUAUUUUUAUUCUUUCUUGUUCUUUUUUUCCUUUCUUUUUCUUUUUCCUUUCCUUCUUUCUUUAAACAUCAGUGUUCAUUUAUUUUACCAUCUCCUCCCACCCUAUCUCUUGUGCGUGUUCAUUCCAAAUGAUAUCACAUGCAUGUUUGCACUCACAUGCCCAUGUGUUCGCAGUACAUGUGCUCUGGUGUGCGUAUGCAGACACACCACACAUCCCUAAGAAUAAACACCAGUUUUAUUAUAGUAACUGGUUUAGAUACAUAAAUGAAAAAGGCAAGCUUUAUGGAUAAAUGUUGAAUAUGUUCCGCUGUCUAUGUUCAAUCCACUGAAUCGAAUCUGUUUCUGGAUCUAUAAAUGCUGAGAAAUCAUGGGAAACCAACAUUCUAGUAAAAGGUGUCAAUGUUUGUCUCCGAAUCGACAUCGUUCACACCCACAGGAGUUACAGAACCACAGCCAUCUCAGUCAAGUUACAUCUUGGAUACCACCACGAGACAAUUGGUAUCCAAAGAAUGGCCUGCCAUAUGGUUGGGAGGAAGCUCUUGACAAAAAUGAUAAGCCCUAUUAUAUCAACCACAUCGAACGUUACACAACAAGAGCUGAUCCAAGAGAAGAUGUUGAUUACAUUGAGCCUCCUCAACCCAGAGACGUCACUUUGUCAAGAGACCCUCACAGAGGGUUUGGCUUUGUUGCUGGCAGUGAAAAACCAGUUGUUGUCAGAUUUGUCACUGAAGGAGGACCCAGUAUGUCAAAGCUGUUGCCAGGAGACCAAAUUAUUAAAAUCAAUGGCGAAGAUGUAAAGAAGUCUCCAAGAGAUUAUGUCAUUGACUUGGUCAGGUCAUCGGAACAUACUAUUAAUUUGACAGUAUGUCAGCCUUAUGUGGAAAAUGCUGGUCGAAGAUCUGCUUUUUUAACACCUGCCAAGAAAGCCCGCUUAAGGAGCAACCCUACCAGGGUUCGCUUUGCUGAUGCUGUCACUGUGAAUGGUACUUCUGUUAUUAGUCCAUCCUGCCAAGAAAGCUAUGUGCCUUUGAUGCCGAAUGUAUUAAAAGUGUUUUUAGAAAACGGGCAGACCAAGUCUUUCAAGUAUGAUAAUAAAACAUCAGUAAAGGAUGUUAUCAACUCUCUACAAGAAAAGCUGAAUAUCAAGAGCAUACAUCAUUUUGCUUUGGUACUUUUCAACAUGCGAAGCCCUAUUCCAGGGAAACUAUCUAUUCUACGAGAAAAUGAAACUGUUGCUGAGGUUGCAGCCCGACCAGGGUCACGUCACUUUAGAUGUCUUUUUCGGAUCACUUUUGUACCUGUUGAUGCAUACCGUUUACUGAAAGAGGAUCCACCAGCAUUUGACUACUACUUCACUCAGUGUUGUAAUGAUGUCGUCCAAGAACGAUUUGCUGGAGACCUUAAAUAUGAGAGUAUGUUCCGUUUAGCAGCCCUUCAUAUUCAACAACAUAUUACAAGUCGAGGAACCCAAACAAAAUUUUCUCUGAAGUCAUUUGAAAAAGAAUUUGGUUUAAACAGAUUUGUUCCAAGGACAAUUUUAGAAAACAUGAAAAUGAAAGAUGUACGGCGAACACUGACCCACUAUUUGAGGCAGAAUCAAAGUCUUUCAGUACCUGGCCAGAAGAAUUUGACUUCAAUACAAGCACGGCUACAUUAUAUUAAGAUUUUGUCUGACCUCAUGACAUUUGGAGGAAGAAUUUUCCUUGCUACUAUUAUGGACGGAGGCCACAAGUCUGAGCAUAUGAUUGUUGUUGGACCAAGAACUGGUAUCAGUCGAAUUACUAAUGUCAAAACUUACCAUUUGCAACUGAUUGCUGAAUUUGAACAGAUUGAAGAGCUGAGGACAAGUCGGGAUGGGGACAACAUCCAAUGGGUUACAGUCUGUAUAAAAGGAGAAAUGCCACAAGCACUUUGUGUAGGACUUCUCAAUGAUGAUGUCCCAGAUUUCAUUGCUCUUUUAGAAGGUUACUACCGAGCAUUUGUUGACAGCACCAAGAUUCUUUUAGACCAGUCUCAGAUCCAAAAAGAUGAAGAGGAUAUUGCUGCCCCAGCCUAUGAUGGUAAACAUCGAGUAAUACCAAAUCAUUGGAGUUAUCCUGACAACAUGCUGUCCCAGCCAGUAGAAAUGGAUACUGGACAAACGAUGGGAAAGGUACAGGAUACUGAUUGUAUCGUAGACCUUUCUCAGUGUACGCCUGCAUACGAUGACGAAGAGUUGAUGAGUAACUUUUCUGAUGAGACAAGGUAUGUAAGCUCUCACCAUAUCCAGGAAACAGAUCGACCAGUGAAUGGCAACAUUGAGGGUUCGUUGCAUUGCACUGAUUUAUCUGCAUCAAACACUUUUGCAAAUAAGUGUAAUGGAAAAACCGAGGUGUCAGAUGACAUGCUAUCAGAUAUGCAAAAGGAUGUUAGUGAUGACACUAUUAGUUCUGAAAAGAAGCAAGAUAAUACUGAAGAUGAUGAAGAGGAGGACCUGAAUGAUUCAUUCACUUCAAAUGACUUUGUCUAUAGCAAGUUACUUUCUGCAUCUGAUGACCACAGCUUAGAGAUGUCAACGGAUAUGUUAUCAGUUGAAAAUCAUACGCACCAGAUGUCUACUUCACCUGUGGGCUCAGAGCACCAGUUGUUCAGGCGAUAUGUCCCAAGCCCGCUAAGCAGCCAUGCAAGACGUUUAAGACAGCGUAAAUUGGGAACUAGCACGGUCUUGCCCCAUGCCAGCGAAGAUGAGGUUUUACAAGUUGUGAAAAGUAAACGCAGCAAUGAGAAGUCAGCGAAAGGUACCGAAGAGGAUGAAGAAUGUGCUUUAUCAGAUACUGAUAGCACUGGGUCUGGGGGAGGAGGAGGUGGUGGAGGAGGCGGAGGAGGAGGAGAAAGCGAAAAGAAACCAUUGCUAUCUGUGAGAGACUCUAUAAUUAUUGCCCAGUCACGACAUGAUAACCAUAAAGAUAGUGAUUCUGACAGUUGGGACACAUCACUGAGCAGUCAGCAAGGCCCAAAACCACAGUCAUUUAUAUUCCGGCAAGAAUCCAGUUCCAACUCCCAAAAAGCACGUGACAAAGAUAGCAAUCACUUGCUGAUACAAGGAAUCAGCAGUUUUGGUUUACACAGUCCUGAUCAGCUACCCUCAGAAAUGCUUCAUGUAUCUUGCCACAAAGACUGUAAAGCCAGUGUAUGUCUUGAUCCUGAUAUUAUAGACUUAACAUUAAUUCCUCCACCAGAGGUGACAAUGAACAAAGAAUGCAUCAGUCUUUCUCACAAUCUUACCAGUGCACCACCACCUGGCUUUUCUGAUGAUGACCAAAUAGAAAACAAAACCAGUUUCAAACCAGUUUGUCACCAAAAACAACAACAACUGCAACAGAUCAAGCCACAAAGUUCCAAGCUGGUACAUCCUGUAUCUUUAGUAUUAGAUCAAGCAAGUGUGAAAGUCAUGUCAAGCCCUUGUUCAGACAUAUACAAUGUGACUGCUGAAAUACAUUCACCCUCAUCACCAUGUCAUAUAAGAAGUACUUCAGCUGAGCCAAUCAAAAUUAAACCCAAAGACAAGAGAAUGGCAAUGCAUACAAUCGAAUCAAGAAGUGAGACAGCCCCAUCCUUUGUGACAUUAUCUUCUUCAAUUGACACUCCAGCAUCAAGACGUAGUAGGUUCAGAACAAAGCGCUAUCAACAAAUGGUAAGAUCAGCAAGCGCUGAACACUGCCCAAGUUUACUAGAUGAAGAUAUAGAUUCAUUGAUUGCAAAACUGAUUGUGCCACCACCUCCAAGUCUUGAUGAAGAUAUAUGCUGCGAAGUGCAGGCUACUGCCGAAGCAAGGACUCCCAGUUGGAGUGGUUGGUCAGGGGAUGGCAGCUACUCCGACACAAGUCAGGGUGGCCAUGACAGCGGCAACUUAUCUGUAGAAGAGGACAUUUCUUUGCUAGUGAUACCACCACCACCCUUAUCAUCAUCUUCAUCUUCAUCAGAAUCGUGUAAUCGGCUAGAAAAACCUCAAUCAACAUCUUCUGCAGCAUUAUCUCCAUCACCCAUAUUAACCAGAUUCCGAAAAUCUUCUUCGUAUAUGAAGGCAAAUUCCAUUGAUCUGCUUUUCGAGGAAACUGAAGAUGACCAAAGUAUUCAGAAGUUUGGUUCCAAAGAAUCUGUUGAAAGUCAAUCACUUGUAGCUUUAUUAUCAGAAGAUGACAGCAAACAGGAUUCAAAAGGCUAUAACAGAGAUAAUAUCCAGUCCCCUACCUCAGUCUCAGAAAAGCUAAAAACUCUUCUUCAUUUGAUACCCCCAACCAAUGUUCAACGAUCUCAAACAUUCACAAAAGCUUCAACACUUCCAGACUCAGGGCUAACCUCUUCUAAAACUAAUUCUCCCAUGAUGCAAAGUUAUUCAGAAUCUGCAUCACUACAGAGCUUGCUGAGAAACAGUUGUAGUGAUAUCGAAAGUCUGCAAGAUACCACACUAGAUGAUAAUGGUUGUUAUCAAACACCUAUCAAGGAAAAUGAUAAUAGUGAUGCUAUGCAGAAAUUUAAAGGCAAAGAAGGAUCAAAUUUUAGCUGUGAUAAAAGUAUGGACAAUUUUAUUCCAAAACAUCACAAAGCAUCUCAUAUUUCUGAUACCUCUCAAUCAAGGGGUCACAGUGAAAUAGUGAUGUUGAAAAUUGGUGAUGAUUAUAGUGAUGACAUGGAAAAAAGGGUUGAUUCAAAUUUUAAUUCUCAAUGUGAUAAUAAAGCAUUCCAUGAAUCAAAAACACAAACUUUAUUUAGGGAGUUGUCUUUGAACGGAAGCAGGUCUCCAUUCCUUGAAGAAAAUGUAUCUGCUCAGUAUCUCACUAAAUCAAGAUCAUUAGACUUUGCUCAAGCAUCUGAUGACAUUCAAUGUACCCAAGUGUGCAGCAGUAGCGAAACAUUCACUGCUCUCAAAACGAAACUACAGGCCUACCGUGACUUCCUCCUUAAAAGGAAAUCAAGAUCUAGCACUUGUAAAAAUAAAGAUUUGCAUCGAUCCAAUUCUUUAACACUCUUUAGACAGGACUCUGAUACCUGCUGGAAAAGAACUUCUAGUCUUGAAAAUAAACAUUUAAAUACAAUAGGAAAAGGUAAAAGUGCUUCCAUUUCUUCAUCUGAUAGCUCUGAUAAAAGCAAAGCUCUAUCUGAAGCUAUUCAUAAGCAAUCUUUGAUGAUGCAAGGUAUUUCUUCACAAUCAAACUCAGUCCUUCGUCCAAGGACAACAUUAAAUAAGCAAUCUCAAAACCAAAAGUCAACAACUUGCAAACCAGGCCCUUUAAAAGCCCUACAGCAUGUUUUGGGAGUACCUCCAAGACCAUCAGUUCCAAAGGAAGCAAACUCAGCAACAAAUGCUUCUUCUAAUAAAUUUGAAGCAAAUUGUAAACAUUUUUCAGACAAUCCUAUCUGUUCUAUACAUAUGUGGCAACCAAUUGUGUGUGGCAAUCAGGCUUUAGAGGAUCCAUCACGAAUAAACCAUUAUGCUACUUUUAAACAUAUAUGGGAUUCUUUUAGAAUUCAGAAUUUCGAAAGUGGAACUCAUUUCCAAACUGUAUCUGAUUGUUCUUCAUUAGAAAACAUUCCAAAAAAUAAAUUUUCAGAAUCAAAGUCUGAGUUACUGAGUCGAGUUUAUAAUGGAGAAGAGAGUUUGUCAUUGGCAUCAAAAGAUAUUGAAACUCUUGUAAAAGACAUGCAAGUGGAUUUAGGAAACUUUAAAGAACUACAAAAUAUUGAAGAUGAAAAUUAUUUUGAGGAAUCUCGAUCAAAACUGUAUCUCCAAACCAAACAAUUUAUUAACCAUACAAAGUUUUUUCUAAUAAAUGCAGCUCUCACGAAAGAAAAACUGCAAAACAGCUUGAGUACAUGCAUGCAUUCUGUCACAAAAGUGUUCUUUUUUGCUUAUGAGACUAUGAUAACUUUGAAUUCAGUGCAGAAAUCUCAACAUCUCGGAACAGAACUAUGUAUUCUCGCACAGUCUUUCAAAGAUACUCUUCAGGCAGUAUUUACUGCUGCUGGGAGACCAAACACAGACCCGCAUGUGCAGCUUCUAAUGAGGCAAGCCUUGUAUAUGGCAUCUCUAUUACGCACAUUUUUGACGACUGUAAAGUCUUUGGAAUAUCCCUGAUGUACCAGCUCAACAGAGACGUUUUAUUUGUUGAUUACUUUAAAGAAGACAUACCUUUCAGAGAGAUUAUCCCAACCAUGAAAAUUAUAUUGUAAUGUGUAUGUUUGGAUAAACAAAUGAAAGAAAAGUAUUUAAUUCAUGUAGUAGAGUUUAUUAAUUUAUUUGAAGUUAAUGAUUCACCGUUAUUGCUCAGUUUUCUUUCCACAUGUGAUCUUUUAGGUGAUAAAAUGAAAUAUUUUUGUUGCUUUAAGGAUCACACAUAGUGAGAAGCUUAGUAUCAGCAGAGUGAAUCAUCAUCUUCAAGCUAAUAUAUAUAAAGUAAGAAUGUUGGAGAGCAGAUAUAAACAAAGUACCUUGUGGUACUGUAUUUAGUAAUAUCCUUGAUCAUGCUGAGUUCAGAUCUCAUCUGGAUUGACUUUGCCUUUCAUCCCUUUGAGGGUCAAUAAAAUGACAACUAGUCAUGUACUGGAAUCAAUUCAAUCAACCUGUGGUCUUGUGCCAAUGUAAGAAAUCAAUCAAUUUUAUAUAUGAAAUAACAAACGACUGUGAACUUGUCAAGUGUCUUAUCUUCAUUACAGAAAUAUCUGGUAACAGAAAUUAUGAGUGCAAAUCAAAGCAAAUUGCACUUUGAAGCAUAAGAUAUCUAAUUUGAAAUCUGAAAAUAAUUACAAGAAGUAUAAUUCCAUGUAGAAUGUAAAGAAAUAAUAAUCUGCUUUACAACAUUUUCAACUGCCUGUGUUUAAUUAUGUUUAAUUAAUAUCAUUUGCAGAUUAGAAAUUACAGAAUAGAAUUUAGUCCCUGUAGUGAAUUUUAAAACAUUCCUUAAAUUUAAUCUUUAUAUUAUUAAUUGAUGGUAAAAUCAUAAUAGUUUAAAAGUAAUGAAGUAUUUCAAAAUAUGCUGUAAGCUGCAAAAUUUAUUUCCUGGGUUGAGGAAUUAUAGGGUGGCUUCAAUGAAGUUUUUAAACUCGAGACAAAAUGGUAAAAUUUUCUGUAGUUGGAAGAUGAAGAAUGAUGCAAAAAAAAUAAUCCUUAAUCAGCUGUUUUUCAUGACAAAAUAGAAAUGGAGGAAACAUUUUUCCCUGAAAUAUUUUAUUAUUAUUUUUAUAUACUAAUUCUGAACUAAUAUGGACUUCUCGAAUGUGAUAAUAUCUUUGAAGGCCUUUUCAAA
Messenger RNA from Octopus sinensis (East Asian common octopus), 7324 nucleotides. RefSeq lists its product as uncharacterized. Bases 409 to 6156 code for a protein of 1915 amino acids. Gene Ontology annotation, molecular function: protein binding. Gene Ontology annotation, biological process: signal transduction. Lineage: Eukaryota; Metazoa; Mollusca; Cephalopoda; Octopoda; Octopodidae. The transcript has 22 exons. Gene Ontology annotation, cellular component: cytoskeleton. The record is from RefSeq and is a predicted model, not a curated record.